Pogona vitticeps (central bearded dragon) is the source of this 3814-nucleotide messenger RNA. The record is from RefSeq and is a predicted model, not a curated record. NCBI's taxonomy places the organism in Eukaryota, Metazoa, Chordata, Lepidosauria, Squamata, Agamidae.
UGUUUGAACCUCUGCGCUUGGGAGAUCCAGUGUCUGAGGAACACCAAGGGAGAGACCCGUCUCCCAUCUGUGAACGGGCAUCCAAGCUCCAAGGCCUGAUGGAGUCUGAGAACUCAGUUGCCAACCAGUAGCAGGAGAACUGGGAUGUUUAUGUGGAAGUGUCUCAUUCUUUGGGCUGUGCUGGUCACAGCCACGCUGUCUACCGCAAGACCAGCACAAACCCUGCCAGAGCAAGUUCUGCCCAAAGCCAGCAUUGAAGUGGAACCUUACCCAGCCCACCCUGGCGACCUCCUCCAGUUGCGCUGCCGGCUCCGGGAUGAUGUUCAGAGCAUCAACUGGGUGCGAGAUGGUGUCCAGCUGUCCGAGAACAACCGGACGCUCAUCAAAGGGGAGGAGGUGGAGGUCAGGGACGCUGUGCCUGAGGACUCAGGGCUUUAUGCCUGCGUGACCAACAGCCCCUCGGGAAGCGAGACCACCUAUUUCUCCGUGAACAUCUCAGAUGCUCUCCCAUCUGCUGAAGAUGACGACGAUGACGAUGAUUCCUCCUCGGAGGAGAAGGAGGCAGACAACUCCAAACCAAACCAAGCCAUUCCGCCUUACUGGACCUACCCAGAGAAGAUGGAAAAAAAGCUCCACGCGGUUCCUGCUGCCAAGACUGUAAAGUUUAGGUGCCCGUCCAGCGGAACGCCCACCCCUACAUUGCGCUGGCUGAAGAACGGCAGGGAGUUCAAACCUGACCAUCGUAUCGGUGGAUACAAGGUUCGUCAUGCGACUUGGAGCAUCAUCAUGGAUUCGGUCGUGCCGUCUGAUAAAGGCAACUACACCUGCAUUGUGGAGAACAAAUACGGAACGAUCAACCACACGUACCAGCUUGAUGUCGUUGAGAGAUCUCCACACCGCCCUAUCCUACAGGCCGGGCUGCCAGCAAACAAGACCGUUUCCUUGGGUAGCAACGUGGAAUUUGUUUGCAAGGUCUACAGUGAUCCUCAGCCGCAUAUCCAGUGGCUAAAGCACAUUGAGGUCAAUGGGAGCAAGAUUGGGCCGAAUAACUUGCCGUAUGUGCAGGUCUUGAAGCACUCGGGAAUUAAUAGCUCCGAUGCGGAGGUGCUGACCCUGUAUAAUGUCACAGAGGCGGAGAGCGGGGAGUAUGUUUGUAAGGUUUCCAAUUAUAUUGGUGAGGCUAACCAGUCUGCGUGGCUGACGGUCACCAGACCCGUGGCUGAAGCCAUCGAAGACAAACCAGCCAUGAUGACUUCCCCUCUUUACUUGGAGAUCAUCAUUUACUGCACGGGGGGUUUCCUCAUCUCUUGCAUGGUCGUGACCGUCAUCAUAUACAAGAUGAAGAGCACGACGAAGAAGACAGACUUCAACAGCCAGCUGGCGGUGCAUAAGCUGGCCAAAAGCAUCCCCUUGCGCAGACAGGUAACAGUGUCGGCCGACUCCAGCUCCUCCAUGAACUCGGGCGUGAUGCUCAUGCGUCCCUCCCGGCUAUCUUCCAGCGGGACCCCGAUGCUGGCGGGGGUCUCCGAGUACGAAUUGCCCGAAGACCCCCGCUGGGAGCUGCCCAGGGACAGGCUGAUUCUAGGCAAACCCUUGGGGGAAGGCUGCUUCGGACAGGUGGUCCUUGCUGAAGCCAUCGGGCUCGACAAAGACAAGCCGAACCGAGUAACUAAAGUGGCCGUGAAAAUGCUCAAGUCUGAUGCCACAGAGAAGGAUCUAUCUGAUCUGAUCUCUGAAAUGGAGAUGAUGAAGAUGAUCGGCAAGCACAAGAACAUUAUCAACCUCCUUGGAGCUUGUACUCAAGACGGUCCACUCUAUGUGAUAGUGGAAUAUGCUUCCAAAGGGAACCUGAGGGAAUAUCUACAGGCUCGGCGGCCCCCAGGCAUGGAAUACUGCUACAAUCCCACCCACCUCCCCGAGGAGCAGCUCUCCUUCAAAGACCUGGUGUCCUGCGCGUAUCAAGUUGCCAGGGGCAUGGAAUACCUUGCCUCCAAAAAGUGUAUCCACCGCGAUUUGGCUGCCAGGAAUGUUCUGGUGACUGAUGACAACGUGAUGAAGAUCGCCGAUUUUGGCCUGGCUCGAGAUAUCCAUCACAUAGAUUAUUACAAGAAGACAACAAAUGGUCGCUUGCCGGUCAAGUGGAUGGCCCCCGAGGCUCUGUUCGACAGGAUAUACACCCAUCAGAGCGAUGUAUGGUCCUUCGGUGUUCUGCUGUGGGAGAUCUUCACUUUGGGUGGAUCGCCGUACCCGGGAGUCCCCGUGGAAGAGCUUUUCAAGCUGCUGAAAGAGGGGCAUCGGAUGGACAAGCCCAGCAAUUGCACCAACGAACUAUACAUGAUGAUGCGAGACUGCUGGCACGCCGUCCCCUCCCAGAGACCCACAUUUAAACAACUGGUAGAAGACCUAGAUAGAAUCUUGGCCAUGACCUCUAACCAGGAAUACCUGGAUCUCUCCAUUCCACUGGACCAGUAUUCUCCCAGUUUUCCAGACACCCGCAGCUCGACCUGUUCUUCAGGAGAGGACUCUGUGUUUUCCCACGACCCCCUUCCCGACGAACUUUGCCUUCCGAAGCACCUGCCUCAGCUUGCCAACGGCGGACUGAAACGCCGCUGAUGCUGCCCCUUCUGCGGGACUUUUGUGAGCCCUUUGUGCAUACAAGUGUGGGGUGUAUGUGUCCAUGAAUGAAAUGAAUGUGCGUGCAUAGGGAUGCGCACUUCCCUUCCAGCUGGACUGGUGGUGGAGCGCCAGUAUUGACGGGCUGCAGAGAUGCCAGUCUGAGUAACCAAACUCGCCAACCGCCACCCUUCUCUCCACUGCUUGCCAUUCUUGCAAGCCCUCCACCUCCAGAAGACGGGUUUGUAAGGCCAACCGCACAUCGAAUUCAAUAACUUCCCGAGGAUUAAGGUUAAGCUGUUCUGUUCCCCCUUCCCACUGCCUCUCCUCUUUUCCUUUUGGCCCGUGUGACCCUCGACAAAAUAAGAAAACCGGAGGCUGGUUCCUAGACAGCAACACCCAGUCACGUCCCCAGGAAGGAUCCUGAAAAGAACAACAUUCCUAUGAACAGGGAAAGCUUUUCCCCCUUCUCUUGUCUUACUUGCACCAGAAGGAAGCCGACCUGUGAGAACUCAAUAAGCUAAAACAGCAGAGCCGAGGUGUAACGCCUGCAGCACCUGGACGUUCCAUAUCCACCUGCAGAGUGGAAUGUCUUAAUCCAGGUGUGCAGUCACGUCGGUUGUUCUUGGUGUGCGGUCCCAAUCCCCGAACCCACGCUGUGACAGCUUCCUCAUUCCAGUACUCUUACAGCACAGUCCUAGGCAUCUCCGCUCGGGAGUAAACCCCUCUGUUUUCAGACAGGUGGGGGCUUACUCCUGGGGAAGGUGCCUAGGAUUGUGGCCUUAAUUCAUGCUUUCCUGACCAAAACCCAGCAACCACCGGGUACGGCAACCCCUCUUCAGAGCACCGACGCGAAAGGAGGGCAGCCCGAGGACAUCCAUGCUCCGGAGAUCAAACUAAAAAAAAAAAAAUCUCAUGUACAUAGCUGCAAAAUGUAUAAAUAUUAAUUAUAUAUUUACAUGUCUUUUUUUAAAAAAAAAAUUUGGUUGUUACCAGAGAUAAUAUCACUUGGGUAGUCAGUUUCUAGUGGCUGGUAGGUAUCAGUUGCUAUAUAAAAAAAGAAAAUCCCCAACAAAUCAUAUAUUUUGCUACUUUUGCUGUUUUUUGUUUUUGUUUUUAAAUUAUGUUCUAAAACUUAUUUCGGUUUAGGUACGUCAAUAAAAAUUGCUGCUGCUUCCGUUUUCCAUGGGGCUAUAUUAAA